ACCAAUUUUUUACUCAACGUUAAUUCCUUAGGUCAAGAACAAAAGUUAAAGUUUUUUUCGGAUUGCUUUGAAGAUUCAACAAGAUUCGUGAGACCAAUAACUCGUAAUAAAAUACAUAACUUCGCUUCAGAUUGUGCUAAAAAAAGUAUUAAGAGUGCCACCGGAGACAAAAAAACAUUAAUUAAAAUGGAACGAGAUAUUUUUGGACGUCUGUUAGCAAUUGCUAUAAAUCAAAAAGUUGACAUUGGACACUGUCUAUCAUUCCCUCUUGCACCUGUACCUCCUGCACUAUUCCACUGUUCAGGCGACAUGAUGAAGACGGACAAGUCAGCUUUAAGUAAACAAUUGACGGCAAAGAUUGCACCAACUAAUCCGGGACAAGUCGACAUAGAAAUCAUUGAUGGUUUUUAUUAUUUAUAUUUAAUUGGCUCUACUUUACCACAAACAUUUGGAAAAAUUGCAGAAUCGAUAUUGAUAAAACUAUGUUCAAAGAAUGCUCCAGUAGUUCAUAUCAUCUUUGAUAGAUAUUUAACGCCUUCCAUUAAAGAUUGCGAACGAGAAAACCGAGAAGGAAUUGAUAUUCCAUACACAAUUAAUGGGCCUUUGCAAACAAGACCCAAUGAUUUUCAAAAAAGCUUAAAGAACUUUCGUUUCAAAGAAGCCCUGGUAAAAUUCUUAGCUAAUCAUUGGGCUGAUCAUUCUUUUGCAGCAGUAUUAGGAAAUAAAAAAAUUUACAUUACUGUUGAAGAGAAAUGUUUUUCAUAUUGUUCUGCUGGAAAUGUUGUAGUGAAAACUGAAGAAACCGAAUUAUCAUGUUCACAUGAAGAAGCUGAUACAAGAAUUGUUUUUCACAUAAGUAAAGUACCUGAAAAUUUAAAAAUUUUGGUGAAAGCAGCAGACACUGAUGUUUUAAUAAUUUUAUUAGGUAAUAUCCAUAAAUUUCCUAAUUUGCAAAUUUGGUUGGCCAACAUUUACAUCAAUUGUACGGACUUAUCAAUAAAAUUAGGUCCAACUUUAUGUCUUGCUUUGCCUGCUUUUCACGCAUUUACGGGUUGCGACUACACAGCUGCAUUCUUUAGCAAAGGGAAAGUUAGACCCUUCAAUGUAUUUAUUAAGCAUCCACAAAUUCAACAAGUUUUUGCGUCUUUGCAGAAUCCUUAUGACAUUUACAACGAAACCAAAAUCGAUGCAGUUCAACAUUUUACGUGCCUUAUGUAUGGACUUCCAAAGUGCCAAAGUGUAAAUGCCGCAAGAUUGUUAUUAUUCAACAAAAUGUACGCUUCAAAAGAAAACAGUGAAAAAUUUAUGAAAAGAAUUCAAGGUUUUGACUCGACGCACAUUCCACCGUGCUGGAAAUCUUUAAAGCAAAAAUUAUUACGGACAAUCUUUGUUAAUUUGAUGUGGUUAAAUGCUACUGAGUCGGAUUGCAUCAAGUUCAGCGCGGAAAAUAAUGGCUGGCUGUUGUUCGAUGGUUUUUUAAAACCAACAUGGUUCCUGGGAGACUCAACUCCAGCGCAAGUUGAGAGUGUGCUGUGUGAUUCCACGAACAAGCCUUCCGAUAAUAACGACGAUACCGAUAUUUGCGAUGAAAGUGAUAGCUGCGAUGAUAGUGUGACUGAGAGCUCCGAUGAUUCAGAUUUUUAAAAAAGAGUCACGGAAAUAUAAAAUACAUUUUAAAAAAUUAUAAUUUGCUUAAAUUGAUGAAUAUGUAAAAUAUAUGUAAUACUUGAAUAAAAUCAAAUCUUUUUUCAUACAGUACUUGCACAACACAAUUUUUUUUACAUGGUUUUUUACAACCUUGGUUUUAUUCAUCAUCAAUAUCCAUUUUUUUUUUAUUUUAAAUUUGUUAUUUAUUUUUUAAUUUUUUUAUUUUGAAAAGAAAGACGUUCUUUUUGGAGUAUUUAUUAUUUUGAGGCGUACCUACUAUUGUUUGAAUCGGAGGUUGAGAACAAUAGCAUUUGACGCAUGCGCAAUGGCUUUAAACUGUCCAACAGCUGGCAAUCGCUAUCCUCGUUUGACUAGUGGUGUUACGCGCUAGCUCUCUUUCACUCUACUUUUAAUAUUUACUAUAUUUAAUAGCCAGCAACCCUUAUUUGCGGCCAGAUUUAAUUAGGCAACCGUAUAUGAUAAUAAACAGAAAAAAAUUAGCUUUAAUUUGAUAUAUAAAUUAUGAAUGUACGUUGUGGGUGUAUAAAUGUAAUAAAAUCAUACCUGUGUACACCUGGCUGCGAAGAGGUGCGGCCAGGUGCGCAACGGCAACCAUGAUUUUUCACAGUCUUUAUAGAUGUUGCCGUAAAGUGAACGACAUUUUACUGAAAAAACAAGUCAAUGAAAUUUCUUACGGAUUAUGAAUUAUUAAUAAUUUAAUUAAAAAUACUAGCGGCCACAUUUUGAUAGGCAACCUAGUAGAUAUAAAUUCUCCUAAUCAUAAAUAUGUGUAAAAAUUUGGUUUUCAGCAAACACUCGAUGAGUACACUGAUUCUGCA
Molecule: messenger RNA, 2486 nt
Organism: Galleria mellonella (greater wax moth)
Lineage: Eukaryota; Metazoa; Arthropoda; Insecta; Lepidoptera; Pyralidae
Exons: 2
Coding region: 187-1644 (485 amino acids)
Source: RefSeq, a predicted model, not a curated record